AUGGCAUCGUUCAACCUCACCCCUUCUGACCCAUCAGCAUUCAUCCUAACAGGCAUCCCUGGCCUGCAAGCUGCUCACAUCUGGAUUUCCAUCCCUUUUUCUAUGUUCUACAUUAUCAUCCUUUUGGGAAAUUUCACGGUUCUGUUUGUUGUAGGCAAAGAGCAGAGCCUGCACAAGCCGAUGUACCUGCUGCUCUGCAUGCUGGCACUCACAGACAUCAGCACUUCUAGCUCUGUCAUACCAAAUGCACUGUUCAUAUUUUGGUUCAAUUUGAAAAGCAUUACUGUCGGUGGCUGCCUCACCCAGAUGUUCUUCCUUCAUGCGGCUUCUGUUAUGCACUCAGCCGUCCUUGUCACAAUGGCCUUUGAUCGCUAUGUUGCCAUAUGUAAGCCUCUGAAUUAUGCCACCAUCCUCACCAACACACGAAUAGCUAAGCUAGGGCUAGUGGGUUUGAUAAGAGCUGUUGUCUUCAUUCUGCCCAUGCCCCUGCUCCUGAGCAGGCAGCCAUUGUGUGCCAACCGCAUCAUCCCACAUACUUACUGCGACCACAUGGCUGUGGUGAAGAUGUCGUGUGGGGACACCACUGUCAGCAGACUGUAUGGCUUGGUGAUAGCAGUUGUAGUUAAUGGAUUAGACCUGAUGCUCAUUGCCUUGUCAUAUGGUCUGAUCAUCAGGGCUGUCCUCAGAAUCUCCUCGAAGAGAGCCCACCAUAAAGCCCUCAACACCUGCACAGCCCACAUCUGUGUGAUACUGACAUCUUAUACUCCCUCCAUCUUCUCCUCUCUGACACACCGCUUCGGUCAGGGCAUUGCUCCACAUGUUCACAUCAUCUUGGCCAACCUCUAUUUUCUCAUCCCACCCAUGCUCAACCCUAUCAUUUAUGGGGUCAAAACCAAAGAGCUCCGUGACAAAGUGGGCAAAUACAUCUGCAGAAAGUGA
Molecule: messenger RNA, 939 nt
Organism: Trachemys scripta elegans
Lineage: Eukaryota; Metazoa; Chordata; Testudines; Emydidae
Product: putative olfactory receptor 52P1
Exons: 1
Coding region: 1-939 (312 amino acids)
Biological process (GO): G protein-coupled receptor signaling pathway
Cellular component (GO): membrane
Molecular function (GO): G protein-coupled receptor activity; olfactory receptor activity
Source: RefSeq, a predicted model, not a curated record